GUAACGAUCAGGUGUUUGACUAAAGGGGAGGAGCGAGUACGAUUUACCACUGUACCGGGCUACCCAGAGAGGUGCUCGGUACGAUUAAAAUAAAAGAAAUGUCCUGGUGAAAGAGUUUUCUUGUUGGGUCUCGAUGGCCUGAGGUGCCGAUUCGGCCUUGUUGUGCCUUCGCUUCAGUACCGCGUACGACGGGUCUACAGUGAUCAUGGCCUCGUUCUUGCCAUCUCGUCCGGCUGCAUACUUCGUCUUGUCAAGCAUCAUUUUGUUGCUGUUCCCGGCCGCUGUCAUUGCGUCUCAGGGCGACAAGGAGCCGGUUUACAGAGACUGUGUGAAGCAGUGUGUCCGAACAAACUGCACCGGGGCUCGACUGAGAGGGUUUCAGUCCAUUCAGCCACGUUAUAUGGCACUAACAGGCUGGACGUGUCGCGAUGACUGCCGCUACCAGUGCAUGUGGACCACAGUGGGGUUGUACCAGGCCGAAGGGUACAGAGUGCCUCAAUUUCAUGGCAAGUGGCCGUUUGUGCGCUUCCUGUGUUUUGAGGAGCCGGCGUCUGCCCUGGCCUCACUGCUGAACGGCCUGGCCUGCCUGCUAAUGUUACUGCGUUACCGCAGCACUGUGCCACGCCAGAGCCCCAUGUACCACACCAUCAACGCCUUCUCCUUGAUCUCUUUGAAUGCCUGGUUCUGGUCUACAGUGUUCCACACCCGGGACACUUAUCUCACAGAGAAAAUGGACUACUUCUGCGCCUCUGCAGUCAUUCUCUACUCCAUCUACUUGUGCUGUGUUAGGACAUUAGGGCUACGCAGGCCGGGGGUGUCCAGCGUUGUGGGAGUGCUGCUCAUCCUAGUCUUCACCUCCCAUGUUUCCUAUCUCACCUUUGUCAGUUUUGACUAUGGCUACAACAUGGCUGCCAACGCCACCAUUGGAAUGGUGAACCUGCUGUGGUGGCUGUGCUGGUGCUGGCAAAACCGGCGCACGCUCCCAUACUGGUGGAAGUGCGGGGCGGUGGUGCUGCUGCUGCAUGGCCUGGCCCUGCUGGAGUUGCUGGACUUCCCCCCACUCUUAUGGGUGCUGGACGCUCACGCUGUCUGGCACCUCAGCACCGUGCCCGUCCACUUCCUCUUCUAUAGUUUCUUAAUAGAUGACAGCCUGCACCUACUCAACACAGAGAAAACUGGGGUCAAGCUGGAGUAGGAAGAGCCCAGCCACACAACCCCCCCUCUUCCUGUGCACUCCUCAAAUCAGGGCAGCUGGCACCAGAAGGGGACAGAGCUCAGUCUUCAUCGCAACCUGCACUUUUCUCUGCUGUGUAUUGCAUUCCAUGGGUGUACAAUUCAUUUUAUUUCUUGUUUUGAGAUUUGUAUGUAUUUUGGCUUUAUUGAAACAUUGCAUUCACUAAGCUUUGCCUUGUAGAGACGGGUCCAACAGAGCCCCGGUUAGCCACACAGUGUUUUUCAAAUGGUUGUUAUUUGAUUUCUCUCUGCACAGUUUUCCAGAUGCACAGAGACUGUCUGAUCCCAGUGGACUGCAUCGCUUCUGGUCUCUCUCUCAUCUGCAUUCAGCCAAAAGAGGCAGACCGGAUGUAUAACUGUCUCGGUUGGAAAGGAUUUUACAAUGCUCUAAACUGAUUGGGUGCUACAAUUAUGGCAUUGAUGAUCCACUAUGCAGAAAUGUAAACAUGAGGGUGACUUUUGUGGAUAGCAGAUGACCAGUAUUUACUGUAUGCAGUGGAGGGUUUAGCAUUCAAAAACAUGCUCAGUUGCUCUCCCAUGUAUGAUUGUUCAAAUUGCUUGCCCAUAUUUUAUAAUAAGGAUACCUGGAUUUGUUUCUUAGGUAAGCUAGAGAGGAAGGGAAAGGAGUGGAUUGAGGUGAAGUAUCAAAAAAUAGCUAUUUUGGAUAGGAGUACUUUUUAAGCGUGGAUUUCCAAGUGAAAUAGACUGGGGUGCUGGAAUUUGGCCUUAUUUGGUCCUUGAGCUGCACUUCUGAAUGCAGACAGUAGAGGGCAGCCAUCAAUCUUGUGUUCUGAAAUCACCCACUGUCAUAUUGCCAAUAUAGGGUGAGCAACCUACUUUUGCUUGAAUUCUAUUGCUGCCUUUUUUUUCUUUCUUUUUUUUUUUGAAUGGUUUUGGUUUCAUUAUUCUAAUGUUUGUUGUGAUUAUUGUUUUAAUGCUUAUGACCAUUUGUGCUUUAUUCACUGAUUUGCUCUGUUUGUUUUUUAGUUCUUCGGAGUGCUGGGUGAGGGGUUAACAAAUCUAUUCAUUUAAUUCACAUUCACCUGGACGGCCUUUCUGUUCCUACGAAAAAGGAGAGACAUACAUUUACAGGUGUUGGGGCACAAAUUUGAAAGGACCCGAGAGAAGACAUUUAGAAGGAAACUGAAAAGUCAAGGGAGGAAUGGAGUUGAGACAGAAAGGGAAACAAAAAGGCUGCUGUAAUGAGAACUGGUCUGGUUUGGAGGUCAGGGAUACCAACUGUGUGAGCAAGUUAUGUGGAGUGGGUGAGGGAGGCCAAUAGACCUUUUUUUGCACUUUGCAGCAUAUAUGUUUACUUUGUGUGCGUUCAUUGUGUGCCACAUACCUGUAGUAUGAUGCUGUCUGUCACUGACCAGUUUUACCUCAUAUUUUAAGUCCUGCCCUGUCAAACACGUUUGUGCCUGAUGGUCUUGGUAGGAGGUGUGUCUGUGUGUGUGUGUGUGAGAGAGAGAGAGAGAGCGAGAGAGAGAGAGGAAACCAGGCAGUUUUGUCAUUUGUCAAUUGCAAAUGAUUUAGACAUUUGUGUAGGAUAUUCCUGCAUUGUCUUCACCUUUCUUUUGGCAGAAGUGCCAUUUUCUUUGGUUUUUCUACAUUUUUAAGUUUGACAUCAGUGAAGUUAGGAAUAGAAACACGUUCUUGUUUUGAGAGUUGCCACCAGAUGAGCACAUAGGAGAAAAUUACUGGUGUGUUAGUGUGCUAGUUCACUGAGGUUGUCUAAUAGUUGACUCAUGUGCACUUAUGUCUUGCUGUGUGCGGCUGUCCUUGGAUGCAUGUCAUCUGUGUUGGGGGGGGUGUUCAGAUGACAUUCUGAUCUGUGAAUACAGCAGAGCAUGUUGAUAUGCGGGGAAUAAUCUAUACAGCAUAAUGGCAAAAACUGAAGCCAACUGCAAGAUGUAUCCCAAGAUUCUGUGGACUUUAGUGUGUAUGAAAGCAUGCGACAGAAGUGAGUGAGUGUUGGUGAGUGAGUGCCCCAGCUAUGAAAGAGUGACCAUGGGUAAAUAUAGCUUCACUGAGAGCCUGAGAGAGAAGAGAUAUGUGGGGGGGAGGGGUGACAAGGGAUUGAGGAAUGGUGACAGUGUAUUAUAUCUGCCUCAGACAAGUCUCAGAGAGUUUUUUUAUUCUCUGGCAGUCUGCUUCUGGCUUAUAGUAUGUUUACCCUUCUGCAUGAUAUUCCAUCAGUUAGCUUGCCAUCCUCUAUGAUUAAGAAAAAUAGCCCGGCAGAACCUCUUUUGGUGUUGGGUGUUAACAGUAGAUGGGAUCCUGUCAUAAUUCCCUUGUUUGAUCUUGGGAGAGUCUAAUAAUCAAACCACAGUAGUGUAACUAAGAAGUGUCACAGUCACUCGGUCCUAAAGUAUUUGGAAAUGUACAAAAAAUGUUUGUUGCUUUUUUGAUUGGUGCCCUGUCCCCAGAGUGGUGUGUGAUGUCACUCGGAUGUACAGGAAUUCCCCUGGUGCAGCAGUGCUGAGAAUCCCUCAGAGACUCCUCUCCCCCUCACGGCCGGCCAGCAUGACCAGACACCUCUGGCUCAGUGGUGCCCCCUGCCUGCGGCCCUGUACACUGUAACUCUCCUUGCCAAAUGCAUUCUUCUCCUGUAUGACACCAUGUGGUUGUUUCAAAGCUUUAAGAAUUGAACAAAUAAAGUGUCCUCUGUUAUUUAAAA
Molecule: messenger RNA, 3913 nt
Organism: Anguilla rostrata (American eel)
Lineage: Eukaryota; Metazoa; Chordata; Actinopteri; Anguilliformes; Anguillidae
Gene: pgap3
Product: post-GPI attachment to proteins phospholipase 3
Exons: 8
Coding region: 206-1195 (329 amino acids)
Biological process (GO): GPI anchor biosynthetic process
Cellular component (GO): endoplasmic reticulum membrane
Molecular function (GO): hydrolase activity, acting on ester bonds
Source: RefSeq, a predicted model, not a curated record